UCUUCUCUUCUUCUCUCUCGUUACUCAAAUAGAAAUAUGUCAGCUAGACCUACUCAAAAGCAACAAAGACCUCAAAACCAGGCAAGGCGUUACAGAGCAGGACAAGUUCCUGAGAAUUACGUUGAUGAUCUUUCCGAUUCGGAAGAAGAGGAGGAACAAAUUGAGGAGCCCGUUCGACGAAAGAGAGGCGAGGUUCAAUUUGCCCAAAAAGAGGUUGACACAGGUGUAAAACAAACCACCAUUUCCGAAAAAGAUGCAAGUACCGAUCGUAGAUUAAGAAGAUUGCAGCAAGCACAACAAACUCAACAUGUCGAUGAGGAUUCGGGAAGAAGAAGAAGACGUCAGGUUGAAUCCGACGAAGAAGAAGAGGAUGUUGACGAGGAUGAAAAAGCAAGAGAGCGCAUGCUUUUAAAACAAAGAGCUUUGCAACAGCAAGAAGAGGAACUAGAAUCCGAACAAGAGGGAUCUGAAGAGGGCUCAGAAGAAGAGGGAUCGAGUGAGUAUGAAUCGUCCAGUGAAGAAGAAGAUACAAUUGCUCGCUUACCAAAGCCUGUAUUUAUACCAAAAGCCCGCCGCGAAACAAUUUUGCAACAAGAAAAGCUUGCAAAGGAAGAGGAGGAACGUGAAAAGCGACUGGAGCUGGAACUUGAAGAAAGAAAGAAACAAUCGCAUGACAUGUUGGCCGAAGAGCUUCGACGUGAAAAAGAAGAAGCCACACAAAAGGAAAUUACCGAGUAUGAGGAUGCUGUGGAUGACACGGAUGGUUUAGAUGAAGAAGCUGAAUUUGACGCUUGGAGAAUCAGAGAAUUGAACCGUAUUAAACGUGACCGAGAAGAACGUAUUGCUCGCGAAAAGGAAGAGGAAGAAUUAGAACGUAGAAGAGCACUUCCGGAAGAUGUUCGAUUAAAAGAGGAUUUAGAAAGAGCCAAGGAAAGCAAAAACAAGGAGAAAGGACAACAUACGUUUAUGCAAAAAUACUAUCACAAAGGUGCAUUUUAUCAAGAUCCUGAAUCAGAAGUGCUUCAACGUGAUUAUUCAGCUCCCACAAUUGAUGAGGUGCGUAAUAAGGAUGUAUUACCGAAAAUCAUGCAAGUCAAGAAUUUCGGUUUAGCUGGACGUACGAAAUACACUCAUUUAGUCGAUCAAGAUACUUCUAGUCGUGACUCUCCUUGGGAAAAACCAUUAGCUAAGCGUAGAAGAAAGGAUGAUGAUCGAUCAUAAUGUAACGAAGCAGUAUAAAGAAGAUGGGAAAAAU
Molecule: messenger RNA, 1255 nt
Organism: Mucor mucedo
Lineage: Eukaryota; Fungi; Mucoromycota; Mucoromycetes; Mucorales; Mucoraceae
Product: splicing factor, Prp19-binding domain-containing protein
Exons: 5
Coding region: 37-1221 (394 amino acids)
Biological process (GO): mRNA splicing, via spliceosome
Cellular component (GO): U2-type spliceosomal complex
Molecular function (GO): RNA binding
Source: RefSeq, a predicted model, not a curated record